This is a messenger RNA of Diospyros lotus (date-plum), 3754 nucleotides long. RefSeq names its product pentatricopeptide repeat-containing protein At3g06920. Lineage: Eukaryota; Viridiplantae; Streptophyta; Magnoliopsida; Ericales; Ebenaceae. The record is from RefSeq and is a predicted model, not a curated record. Gene Ontology annotation, molecular function: protein binding.
UCCGUAAACCCUAAAAUGUAUAUUUUUUUAUAGAUAAACCCUAAUAAGUAUCCAUCUAUCUAUAAUUUCUUCUGAUAUGUGCGAAGCGAGUGGAAGCAAUAAUACAUGCGAAUACGCACAUCCAUUGUUGCUUCAACUCCGACUCAUUGGCUGAUUGAUUCAGAAUUACACCUUGCUUCCUUGUUUGGCUGCCGCGAAAAUUUGGGGACGAGUAAGAACUGAGAGGGUGCUUGGAUAGGCUUUAAGCUGUUAAUAAACUCUUUAUUUUUAAUAAUUAUUAUCUGGAUUUGAAAGUUAGCUUCUGAUUUUCGAAACUUUUAAAGUUGAAAUAAAAAAGUGAUUUUGGCCUAUUUAAGAGACUACUUCGCCGUUCCUAUAAUCCCACUCAUGUCCCCAAAUCUCUAGCGCAAAAUCUCUCAUUCGGUGGAAGAAUUCCCUUCUCCUCCCUCUCAGCAUUGGCGUCCCUAUUCCGACUCUGAUCUCCGGCGACGCUGUAGCAGCGGCCAUCAAUCUACAAUCCUUUGCUGCUCCAGAAUACUCAUGUCUGAGAGGGUUGCUGUGUUCAUGAUUCAAAUUGGGAGUUCAACUUGAUUGCUGUUUCGGAUUGCUGUGUUCAUGAUUUUUGUUGUGAUUUGUUGCUGUGAACUGAAUUGAAGGAAAAUUCCUGUUGGCUGAAUAGUGAUGACAAGUCGAACAAGAGGAAAUGAGCGACCACGAGACUUGUCACUGCAUAGGAUCAGCUAGAAAACGUCGCCGCAAACAGUAACCCCUUAUCAUAUCUGUAGAAUAGAGGACAUAGAAGCAGCCCGGAGAUGCAAGGAUGAAGGCACUCUUAAGAAACCAAGGGAUAAUAUUCACUAACUCUUCCAAAUGCUGUUCCAUUCUUGCAUUUGCUGAGAAGUUUUCGUCUUCUUGCAAUGGACCCUCUGAUAAGGAUGGGAGAGCUAUCUCUUUUGUGGAUGGUGGUAAUCAAGAAUGUCUACAAAACUUGGAAUGCAUAAGACAACAAGUGAACGACGUGUGUCAGAUCUUGGAGAGUGGUACUUGGGGGCCUUCUCUAGAAAGUGCUCUAUCUGCAAUUGAUGGAAAACCUCAAACGGAGUUAGUCAUUAGAGUUUUAAAGAGGCUGAAGGAUUUUGACCUAGCAGUGAAGUAUUUUCGAUGGGCUGAGAUGGAAACCAACCAGGCACAUUACCCAGAGGCUUAUAAUUCAUUAUUCAUGAUAAUGACUAGAAGUAAAAGGUUUGAUUGUGUGGACCAGGUAUUGGAAGAAAUGAGCCUUGCUGGAUUUGGCCCAUCUAGUAAUACAUGUAUUCAGUUAGUUGUCAGCUGUGUUAAGUCACAGAAGCUCCAAGAGGCAUUUAAUUUCAUACAGUCAAUGAGAAAGUUCAAAUUUCGCCCUGCAUUUUCAGCUUACACAACCCUAAUUGGUGCUUUAUCUGCAGUUCGCAAACCUGACCUCAUGCUUACUCUCUUUCAUCAGAUGCAGGAGCUAGGCUAUGAAAUAAAUGUGCAUUUGUUUACAACUCUUAUUCGUGCAUUUGCUAAGGAAGGUCGGUUUGAUACUGCCCUUUCUUUGUUAGAUGAAAUGAAGAGCAACUCUUACAAUGCAGACAUUGUUCUCUAUAAUGUCUGUAUAGACUGCUUUGGUAAAGCAGGCAAGGUAGAUAUGGCUUGGAAGUUCUUCCAUGAGAUGAAAGUGCAGGGACUUAUGCCUGAUGAUGUGACAUAUACCAGCUUGAUAGGAGUUCUUUGUAAAGGUAAUAGGCUGAAUGAAGCUGUGGAGCUAUUUGAGCAGAUGGAACUUAACAGGAAAGUGCCUUGUGCAUAUGCAUAUAACACUAUGAUUAUGGGGUAUGGCUCAGCUGGAAAGUUUGAAGAAGCUUACAAUUUGCUUGAAAGGCAAAAGCAAAAGGGAAGCAUUCCUAGUGUGAUUGCAUAUAAUUGUAUCCUCACAUGCCUUGGAAAGAAGGGCAGAGUAGAUGAGGCUUUAAGUACAUUUGAGGAGAUGAAGAAAGACGCCGCCCCCAACCUCUCAACAUAUAAUAUUCUCAUAGACAUGCUUUACAGGGCUGGGAAACUAGAUACUGCCAUGGAGAUUCGGAAUGCCAUGGAAGCAGCUGGCUUAUUUCCAAAUGUGUGGACCUUGAACAUAAUGAUUGAUAGGCUUUGUGAAGCUCAAAAACUUAAUGAAGCUUGCUCUAUAUUCAAAGGAAUGGAUCACAAAGUCUGCACUCCAAAUGCAAGAACUUAUUGCACUCUAAUAGAUGGUUUGGGGAAACAUGGAAAAAUAGCUGAUGCCUAUAGGCUUUAUGAACAUAUGUUGGAUUCUGGUCUGGUUCCGAAUGCCAUAGUCUAUACAUCCCUCAUCAAAAAUUUUUUUAAGGCUGACAAGAAGGAAGAUGGCCACAAAGUCUACAAAGAAAUGGUCCGUAGGGGUGUUUCUCCUGACCUUACCCUACUUCAUACUUACAUGGAUUGUGUUUUCAAAGCUGGUGAAACUGAGAAAGGCAGGGCUUUGUUUGAGGAAAUUAAAGCCCGAGGUUUUACUCCUGAUGCACGGAGUUAUUCUAUACUAAUUCAUGGCCUUAUAAAAGCAGGUUUUGCUCGUGAGACUUAUCAGUUGUUCUAUGCAAUGAAGGAACAGGGGUGUGUUCUGGAUACCCUUGCUUACAACACUGUUAUUGAUGGAUUCUGCAAAUCAGGUCAGGUGAAUAAAGCUUACCAGCUGCUGGAGGAAAUGAAGUUGAAGGGUCAUCCUCCCACUGUGGUCACCUAUGGUUCUGUUAUUGAUGGUCUUGCUAAGAUUGACAGGCUUGAUGAAGCUUAUAUGCUUUUUGAAGAGGCAAAAUCUAAAGGCAUAGAACUAAAUGUGAUUGUGUAUAGUAGUCUUGUUGAUGGAUUUGGGAAAGUAGGUAGAAUUGAUGAAGCAUAUCUGAUCAUGGAAGAGUUAAUGCAAAAGGGACUAACACCAAGUGUAUACACGUGGAAUUGUUUGCUUGAUGCAUUAGUGAAGGCUGAGGAAAUUAGUGAGGCACUUGUCUGCUUUAAUUCUAUGAAAGACUUGAAAUGUGCUCCUAAUGCAAUAACUUACACCAUUCUCAUAAAUGGUCUUUGUAGGGUACGAAAGUUCAACAAGGCCUUUGUGUUUUGGCAGGAGAUGCAGAAGCAAGGGCUAAAACCUAACAUGAUCACAUAUACAACCAUGAUUUCAGGUCUUGCAAAAGCAGGUAAUAUAUUGGAGGCCAGUGCACUCUUUGAAAGGUUCAAGGAAAAUGGGGGUGUACCUGAUGCUGCUUGUUAUAAUACUAUGAUAGAGGGGUUAAGCACUGCAAAUAGGGCAAUGGAAGCAUACUCACUGUUCGAGGAAACUCGAUUAAAAGGGUUUAAUAUUUAUGCCAAAACUUGUGUAUUUCUUUUGGAUGCUUUGCAUAAGGCCGAUUGUCUUGAGCAGGCAGCAAUUGUGGGUACUAUUUUGAAGGAAACAGCAAAGUCUCAACAUGCUGCAAGAUCCUUAUGACAUUGAUCUUCUAAUUUAUUGGUCAUGGAUCACCACAUACUUUUUGAUGAAUUGAUACAUAAAUUAGGCCCGUGUCAACUUGCUGAAGAAGCAAUUUGUGGGAGAAAGAAUUCUUUAUUUUAUCCAUUCUUAUAGAACAGUUGAAAUUGAACACUGUAAAGGCACUUUGUGAUCUGUUUGGUAACAAGCUUCUGGAAAUCAAGAAUACAAGUGGAUACAAAGCUUUGCCCACAA